Adineta steineri is the source of this 2490-nucleotide messenger RNA. The record is from the annotation of a GenBank genome assembly. NCBI's taxonomy places the organism in Eukaryota, Metazoa, Rotifera, Eurotatoria, Adinetida, Adinetidae.
AUGUCGGAAUCAUCAUCUGAAAAUAAUCAUUUACCAGAAUCUCUUGCUCAGUUACGUAUAAAAAUUUGUUCUGUACGUUUACCAUCAUCUUGUAAAUUAGUUGAUCUAUGUGUUAUUAUGGAAGUUGAUAGUAAAUAUACGUAUCGUACAGAAAUCAUACGUAAAAAAGGUAAAUCUAAUACAACAACAACAACAACAACGGCAACAAAUCCAGUAAUAACAAUAAAUGAAUCUUUUGAUGCAUUGGUUUCAUUAAAUUCAAAAAUAAAUUUUAAAAUUCUUGCACCAACACGUCUUUUUGGUAAUAAUGAUAUAGGACAAGUUGAAUUUAAUUUAAAAUCAAUUAUUGAAAAUUAUUAUUUAAAUGAACGAAAUAAUAAUAAUGAUGAUAGAUCACCAUCACAUCGUGUUCAAUUACCAUUCCAAAAUCCUACAACAUCAAGCUCAUCUAGAUUAUAUGAUACACGUAAUCCUUCAAUUGGUAUGAUUGAAGUUAUUUUUUAUGGUUCAAUACUUAAACAACAAGUACAACAGAAUAGAUCUUCACAAAUAUUAUCUGAAUCAAAUAUACCUCCAUCAUCUAGUCAUUUAACGUCAGAAAAUGAAACAUCGAAUCAAAUCUUAUCAAAUGAAUCUACAACACAGCAUUUAUCAACUAAUCAAAUGAAUGAAACUACAACAACAACAAGUUUAACCGAACCAAGAAAUUCAGCAAUAGAUGAAGCACGACUAGCUCAGCUUAAACAACAAUUACCAGCUGGAUGGGAACUUCGAUUAGAUAGUCAUAAUCGUCCUUAUUAUGUUGAUCAUAAUCGUCGUCGAACGACAUGGUUACUUGAGCAAGUUAUACUUCCACCUGGUUGGGAAGAACGUGUUGAUGAUCGCGGACGUGUUUAUUAUGUUGAUCAUAAUACUCGUAUAAGUACUUGGAUACCUCCAACUGCUGUUCAUUUAUCAAAUGUUGCACAAUGGCAAAAUCAAUAUGCUAGAAGUCAUUCAGUGUUUAAUCAAUUUGAACAUAGAUUUUUACCGCAAACAGAAAAUAAUACUCAAUCAAAUGAUUCUGCUGAAGAUCCUUUGCCUGAAGGUUGGCAACGAAUGUUUGAUAAUCAAGGACGAUCUUAUUUUAUCAAUCAUUUAUCAAAAACAACUCAAUGGGAAGAUCCUCGACAAAUGAAUAAUAAUUUAUUUGAUAUACCAUUACCACAUGGUUUUGAAAUGUGUUAUACUAAAGAAGGACAAAUGUAUUUUCUUGAUCAUAAUACAAAAACAACGACAUUUCAAGAUCCAAGAAUUAUAUCUUCUUCUAAUUUACCGGAAAUAAAUGCAAAUUCAAAAUCAAUUUCUAAAUGUAAUUUACCAUAUAAAAUUCGACAAUUUCGUUAUUUAUGUUCAACAAAUGUCACAAAUGGACAAUUAAAAUUAACCAUACGUCGAAAUCGUUUAUUUGAUGAUUCAUUAAAUCAUAUAAUGCAAUGUAAAUCAAUUGAACUUCGUCGACGUUUAUAUCUAUCAUUUAAAGGUGAAGAAGCUCUUGAUUAUGGUGGUGUUGCACGUGAAUGGUUUUUUCGUUUAUCACAUGAAGUACUUAAUCCAAUGUAUUGUUUAUUUGAAUAUGCUAGUAAAAAUAAUUAUUAUUUACAAAUAAAUCCAGCAUCAUCAAUUAAUCCUGAUCAUUUAAUUUAUUUUCAAUUCAUUGGUCGUGUUGUUGCUAUGGCACUUUAUCAUGAAAAAUUUAUUGAUAAUGGAUUUAGUUUACCAUUUUAUAAACGUAUGCUUGGCAAAACAUUAACAAUACAUGAUUUAGAAUUAUUAGAUCCAGAAUUUUAUACAAGUUUAUCAUGGAUAAGAGAAAAUAAUUUAGAUGAAAAUGAUGAUUUAGAAUUAUAUUUCAAUACAUCAUAUGAAUUACUUGGAAAAAUCGAAAAUAUUGAAUUGAAACCUGGUGGUAAUGAUAUUAAAUUGGUAGAAGCAAAUAAAUUAGAAUAUUUAGAAUUAAUUACAAAAUGGAGAUUUGCAAGAGGAGUUGAAGAUCAAACGAAAGCAUUUUUACAUGGAUUUAAUGAAGUUGUUCCAUUACAAUGGAUUCAAAUAUUUAAUGAACGUGAAUUAGAAUUACUUUUAUGUGGAAUAUCAAAAAUUGAUAUUGUUGAUUGGGAACGUAAUACUAUAUAUAAACAUUAUACAGAUAAUGCCAAACAAAUUCAAUGGUUUUGGCAAUUUGUACGUGAAAUAACCGAUGAACAACGAGCACGUUUACUUCAAUUUGUUACUGGUACAUGUCGUGUACCAGUUGGUGGUUUUUCUGAAUUACUUGGAUCUAAUGGAGCACAAAAAUUUUGUAUAGAAAAAUAUGGCAAAGAUAAUAUAUUACCGCGAUCACAUACAUGUUUUAAUCGAUUAGAUUUACCACCUUAUAAAAAAUAUGAAAUUCUCAAAGAAAAACUUUUAUUCGCUAUUGAAGAAUGCGAAGGCUUUGGUCAAGAAUAA